AUGAAGUUCGCUUUUUCCAUUGCCACAGCGGCUGUGCUCGCUGCACCCGUGUUCGCCGCCCCAGCAUCAAAUUCCGCCAUAAACGACAAACGUUGGAACAACGAGUCCCAUACCCAGGCGUAUGGUAAGGAUGUCAAGGAACCCAAAUACUUCACCUCUGCGUUCUCUACCCGAGCUGUUCCUAGUGAAGUCUUUGCAAACAACGGUACGGCAGUUACCGGACAAGCUGGAGCCUUUGGACAUUUUGGUUUCAGAAUCAAUAGCGACAGCGACAUCAUUUGCUAUGAUAUAAAGCUUGUCAAUGUCACUGGUGAAUACCUCAGCCCCGCUUUCACAGCCACACACAUUCAUCAGGGUCCCCGCGGCUCAGCUGGACCACCUCGUAUCGCUUUUCCUAAUCCGGUGAAGGUUGUAAACGAUCAUACAGGCGCUGAGAUUCGACACAGCAAGGGAUGUCUUCAAGGGCCCUUCAGCACCAAUAUUACUGUCAACGGAACUGACACCGGCAGUAACUCCGGGUUUACUCUCAAAGACAUUGAAGAUUCCUCGUCUUCGUUCUUCGCAGAUACACACACCGCUCAAUUCCCUGCUGGUGCCGUUCGUGGUCAGCUCUUGCAUUCCGAGGUCCCUGUUAAGAGGCCCAACUACUUUACUUCCACCCUCAAGACCGAAGCUACCAGCGGCCAAGUUGUAAACGGAAGUAGUGUCAGCGUAGCUGGAUCGACCGGUACCAAAGCGCAUUACACUUUACAUAUCAACUCGGAGGAGGAGAUCUUAUGUUACGAGAUCGCCGUGGAAGGCUUCCCGGAGGAUCAAGAAUACUUCAGUCCAGCAAAGACUGCCACUCACAGUCACAGUGGUGUUUAUGGUUUGACCGGACCUCCUAGAUUAGCCUUUAACAAUCCGGAAUUCGUAAAGAAUGAUGAUUGGAAGUCAAUCAAGGUGCUCAAGAAGCUAUUGGGCAAGAACAAGGCUGAAAAAGGUUUACGCAUCUCAGCGGCCUGUGUCAAAGGACCGUUCACUACCGGUUUACUUGACGUGAACGGCACAGACACCGGUUCCGCCUCUGGAUUCACUUUGAAACGACUCGAGGACGAUCCAUCAUCUUUCAACGCCGAUUUCCAUACAAGUAAAUUCGUUGCGGGCGCCGUACGAGGCCAGCUUUUCCGCCCGUGA
This is a messenger RNA of Kwoniella shivajii, 1176 nucleotides long. RefSeq lists its product as uncharacterized. The record is from RefSeq and is a predicted model, not a curated record. The transcript has 2 exons. NCBI's taxonomy places the organism in Eukaryota, Fungi, Basidiomycota, Tremellomycetes, Tremellales, Cryptococcaceae. Bases 1 to 1176 code for a protein of 391 amino acids.